Messenger RNA from Aspergillus campestris IBT 28561, 360 nucleotides. RefSeq lists its product as uncharacterized. Bases 124 to 327 code for a protein of 67 amino acids. The transcript has a single exon. Lineage: Eukaryota; Fungi; Ascomycota; Eurotiomycetes; Eurotiales; Aspergillaceae. The record is from RefSeq and is a predicted model, not a curated record.
AUGGAAAAGGAGAGACUAGGGUGGAAGAAAUCCUGAAGCUGGAUUGAUUGAUCUGGCGGCAAAUCCCGGAUGGCGAAAUGACAUCAAUUGAUAUUUAACUAUCCCGGUGGAUUCCAGGGUAGAAUGCAUUGUUUAUUAUGGUUUAUUACUGUGUAUUUCCUUGUUCUAUCUCUAUCCCUUUCUUUCUUCUUUAUUAAUACAUCUUUCGCAUUUAUAGACAAAGGGUUUAUUAUGCCAGUCUCCGCGUCCAAACAGGUAAUGGUGGCGGGCCAAGCGCAAGGGACUAGAACAAUCCAGCAGAUAGAUUAUAAGAUGCCACUAAUAUAGUAUCAUAGAAGCUGAAUGAACUCGAACCAGAUA